Molecule: messenger RNA, 753 nt
Organism: Catharus ustulatus (Swainson's thrush)
Lineage: Eukaryota; Metazoa; Chordata; Aves; Passeriformes; Turdidae
Exons: 8
Coding region: 1-753 (250 amino acids)
Source: RefSeq, a predicted model, not a curated record
AUGGCAGAAAAUGUCAUGAACUCUGACUUGAACUUGCCUGAACCAACCAGACCCAGCAUCCCGACAGUCCCUGAUGUCCAAGGGAAAAGCCAUUGCUCCAGAGCUCUGAGUUCCAGAGUUGCUGCACUGGCUGCUGUCCUGGCUGUGAUGAUCCUCAUAGUGGUCAUAGCCCUGUAUGUGACACUCAGGGCAGGCAGCCAACAGGACUCCACAGCAUUGAGCUCCCCCAGCCAAAAUGUCUCAGCACCACUGUCCCCCACCAGCCAAGAGGACUCAACAAAGUCACCCCCCAGCCAUGGAGAGGCCCCAGGAAAAAGCUGCUGUUCCACAACACGAGUUGCUGUCCUGGUUACUGAGAUAAUCCUGCUCCUCCUCACUGCUGUGUUUCAGAUGCUCCCAUGUAAAAGGCCUUGUUCCAGAGCACACAUUGCUGUGCUGGUUGUUGUCCUGGUUCUGGCUGUGCUGGCCCUGACUCUGUCUUGGACAGUCCCAGAUGUUCCAACUGCAGGCAGCCAAAAUGGCUCAACAACAUGGUACCCCACCAGCAAACAGGACACAACACCAAUGACCCCCACCAGACAAGAGGGCUCAACAAAGUCACACCCCAUCACUGGAGAGGCCCCAGAAGGGAACAGAGAUCUCCAGUGGACAACAGAAGCAACACGAGCUUUUGACCAACUAAAGAAGGCUCUUAUAGGGAGUGAGGGAGAACCAGUGAUCCACGACUGCCUGGAGACCAUUGAAGCCACCUAA